This is a messenger RNA of Dermacentor silvarum, 2120 nucleotides long. RefSeq lists its product as uncharacterized. Bases 1 to 2100 code for a protein of 699 amino acids. Lineage: Eukaryota; Metazoa; Arthropoda; Arachnida; Ixodida; Ixodidae. The transcript is spliced from 9 exons. Gene Ontology annotation, biological process: protein processing. Gene Ontology annotation, molecular function: metalloendopeptidase activity. The record is from RefSeq and is a predicted model, not a curated record. Gene Ontology annotation, cellular component: plasma membrane.
AUGGACUUCCGGCUAACGCAGCCUCGGCUGAGUCCCGAGCACCAGGCGCUGUUCAAGCGCAUCGGACUCUGCCUGCUGGCUCUGGUGGUGGUGAUGACCACCGUGCUGCUGGUCCUGACCGGUAGCCACUACGGGUUGCCGCUGCGGCUACGAGGGGGCGCAAGCGCGGCCGAGCGCUUCACGCGUCGGGCCGCGCAACUGUGCAACUCCACCUCCUGCCGCCUGACCGCAACCAUGCUGAAGGAAACACUGGACCAGCGUGGGAGCCCGUGCGACAACCUGUAUGCAUACGUGUGCUCGGGAUGGUUGCAGGAGCCUGCGUUCACCACCACGCACGACAGGCAGAUGGCGCUGCUGACGUGGCACGCACGCUCCGGGCUAAGGCACAUCGCUCAGCGCGCGAACACCACGGACCACGUUGGCAAGCGACUGAAGAUGCCACCAAACCAGCAGCCCUCUACCACCAAUAACCAGCAGGGUGCACUGGGCCGUGGCCAGGUGACGUCGAGCUCGGCCAAGGCCGCCGUGCUCUAUAGCCGGUGCCUCGAGGCUUCCAUGGAGCACCGCGCCGAUGCCCUGGCCACCUUUCUACAAGACCUGGGCCUCGGCACUUUCAUUGCCGACGUCGAAUACCCGGUCGAGCUUGCCAUCAAGCUCGACCUAUAUUACGACCUGAAGACACUGUUCGACUUGCAUCGGCACCCGACGUGGCGGCGAAAGGAUGGCCGACCGCUGCUGUCCAUGGGCCGUCGCACUGACCUUGAACCGUGGCGGCGCGAGCGAAAUCGCAUGCGCCGCGAUCUAACAUACCUUAAGUUCGUCAAGAGAUACGUCAACGCACUUCUGGUGCAGGUUAACAACAGCACCGACACCAACGAGAAUGUGCACCAAGCCGGGAAUGUAGACCUAAUCGCGCAUCGCAUCACGACCACGGAAGAGGUCGUGCUUGCUAUGACCGCGCUCAUCCCCGACGAUGACCCCAGCCACUAUCAUGCCAUCGUUACCCUGAUGCCAAGAAGCAGCUCCUCCCUGUGGCCGCCAUCGCUGGCAAUCAACAACAUCAGUGAGGUGGCCGUGGGGCAUCCGGCCGUGCUUGGCUACCUGGACUUUCUGACGUAUGAUCUGCCACCCUCCGGCGCAACAGCCUACGUGACCUGGGAGCUGGUGCGUCAGUUGGUUCCACUGGCCGACCAGAAGUUUUCGCAAAGUACAGCUGAGGCCACCUGCUUCGAGGCCGUGUUCCGUCUCAUGCCUUACCCGAGCGUCAUACCGGGCAUGGAAGCCUUGGACUUGUUCAACGGUUGGCGGGAGGCUGAGGUCACCUUCAGAGGUGUCGCCGAGGCCUUGGUCAGCUUCAUGAAGGUGCACGGAGUCGCAGUCCGCGCCCAAGCGGCCACAUUCACACUGCCCCUCCCCACGACGCGCGACUUGGACGCCUUCUACGACGACCUGCGAGUGAGCGAGGACUACCGAGAGCGGUCCUUCCUGGAAGACUACUUGAUUGCGCUCUCUCAAAUCCGCAGCAAGGAGCUCCUCAGCGUGGCCUACGGGGACUCCGUUUCCUAUUACCCUCCUCCGCCCCCGGGGAGUCCACAAGUGCAGGUGACCGCGACCGCCAAGAGGCGCGUUCCUCUAACCUGGCUUUUCCCUCCGCGCUUCGGCGCCGACGCGCCCCCGUCGCUCAAUUACGGCGGAUUCGCGCUCCAAGUGGUCACCGCUCUUCUCCGCGGAGCGUCGCUCAACCGCUCGUGGCUUGAGUGCCUGCAGACGCUGGAGCCUCGAGUCGCCUUCGCGAGGGAAGGAGACAACAGCGACUGGGCUCGCCUGGUUCUGGCCACCGAAGUGGUAGCCGCGUUCGUCGACCGACACUCUGAGGUGGGCCAGCCGCUUGUACUUCCCGGGCUGGAGUUCCUCAGCGAGGACAUGCUCUUCUUCGUGUCUGCCUGCGCGGGAUCGUGUGCCAAGGGAGACCCGAGCGCCCCCUACCGCUGCAACCUCAUCGCGAAGAGCUCGCCAAAGUUCGCACAAGCCUUCGGCUGUUGGCGCGGUUCUCGCAUGAGCCCACCAAACCUCUGCCUGUACUCGAACCGAACGAGAUAGGGCGAGUAAAGAAAAAGAGG